This is a messenger RNA of Oryzias melastigma (Indian medaka), 1864 nucleotides long. RefSeq lists its product as uncharacterized. Bases 516 to 1133 code for a protein of 205 amino acids. The transcript has 5 exons. NCBI's taxonomy places the organism in Eukaryota, Metazoa, Chordata, Actinopteri, Beloniformes, Adrianichthyidae. The record is from RefSeq and is a predicted model, not a curated record.
GACCCCUACUGUUUCCAGGGUAACGGGAUUCCGGCUUAGGCAUGUUGUGGGUUAACCCAGUCUGGAUACUUUCAUGAAACAGGGUUUUCACCGCUUCUCACACACACACUUAGAUUUCAUAAGAAGGCAAAUAGUUUUAUGGCGCUUGCCAAUGAUCUCCUCUUCAAUAUGUGGAGCCAUUAAAAAAACAAUCAAUGGCAAUUAGUGCUGCUUGGUCCAAAGCGCAGAGCUGGAGCGACGUCACGCGCUUUUGGAGAGGGCGCGUCGAUGCGCUUUUACGCGCCCAUAUAGCCGCGCGCGGCGUGUUUACGGAGCGAGAGUUUUCAGAUCAGGACUUCCAGAGCGCAUGAGGACUGUCUGACACCAUGUCCCGGACCGAGCAGACUUUGAAGAGCAGCGAUGGAUUCCGUGUCCUUUUCUCCGUCUAGGACGUGAAAUGACAGGCUUUGAGCCAAGACUGAGGCGCUCUGGAGGAUUUCUAAGCCGGGGAUUCUUUUACAGUUUCCACAAAGGAAAUGUCCACAACUGCAAGUCCAACCAUCUCCUCAAACCUGAUAGCCGACCAACUCACGGUGGUCGCUGCAUCCCUUUCUUCUCUGGUGUUCUUUGUGAUCAUUGUGGCGCUGCUGUCUACUAUUUACCGCAAGGAUCCUCACUGCUGCAAACACCGCUCCUAUCAGGACCCACAUGCUGCUGCGGAUGAUCCUCCACAGUAUUACAACAGCAGGACCACCUUGGUGGGAUCCCCGUGUUUCGAGCAGGACAGCAAUACCCAGCAGGCAGGUGAGCUGUUCUGUGUCGGCCUGCCCUCCAGCUACAGCCUGCCCACGCUAGAGGCCCCCCUGCCGAGGCUCCCCACCUACGAGAGCGUGCGAAAGAAGGACCGCCAGAGGCAGAUCCACAUGAUGAUCGCUGACCGCUUUGGCCUCAAUGCGCCCAUUGUGACUGAGCCUCCUCCUACAUAUGAAGAAAGCAUCCGGCAGUCUGUAGAGCUACCGUACAACAUUUUCUCUCCAGGUUUGGACAUCCUGCAUCCACAGACUUUUUACUCCAACACCGGACCUGUUGAUCACAGGGAACCAGACCAGCAACCCGGUUCUGAUGCCAGCAGCACCGUUCUGCCUUCAGUGUGAUGCUGGGAUCCAGUGGGAUGAAUGUGGUAGAAAAUUGAUUAUUUUUAUGCAGAUUAUGGUCACAGGUAGACCCAACUCACUGAUACCUCAAAAACAAAAAGUGUUUUUGCUAAGAGAAAGCUAAUGUUGAUCAUGGGCUGUGGAGAAACCAAAGAAGAACCAAACCGCUCCAGGGAUGACUGAGUCCACAUUGAAUAUACUUUGAGGCAUUUGUCGCACGCUUAUGUGAGGAUGUGUCAAAAAGAAACGGAAAUUAUGGACAAAGGUGGCUGGAACAUCUUGAAGAAGACACGAAUGAAGAGACAACAGGGACUACUAUGAUGCUAACUUUUUUUGUGAUGUUUAUUGUUUGUUGGGGAAUUUUAGUUGUUUGACUUUCUGUUCUUUGAAAUCUUCUUAAACUUGAAAUAUCGGUUGUUUUUGCAAACAUUUUGCAUGGAAGCAACUAUAAAAGCUGAUUUUUUUAAGCAUUUUGGAGAGGUUUCAAACUUCUCCAAAGUAAAUGUUCAGACCAGAAAGCAAGAAAGAAAGGAUUUUUAUUAGAUCUACAUCUACAAUCACGUUACCUCAAGUGAUUCUUCUUAAUGACAGUUUAUCUGAUGCAUUUUUGUCUUUUAAAUCUUUGUUACAUCCCAUGAAUUAAUGUAAUUUUAGUCAAAAAAAGGUUGGUAUUUAUUUAAUAAAAAAAGAUCACAUUGUGUACUAUUUCUGUGGGAACAAAUUUAAUAAAC